Messenger RNA from Anopheles marshallii, 339 nucleotides. RefSeq names its product cuticle protein 19-like. The record is from RefSeq and is a predicted model, not a curated record. Gene Ontology annotation, cellular component: extracellular matrix. The coding region runs from base 1 to 339 and encodes 112 amino acids. Lineage: Eukaryota; Metazoa; Arthropoda; Insecta; Diptera; Culicidae. The transcript is spliced from 3 exons.
AUGUUCAAGAUUCUCGCCCUGAUUGCCUGUCUGGCAAUUGUUGCUUCGGCCCAGUACCAUGGAGAACCCGAGCACAAGGAACACUACGCACACCCCAAGUACAAGUUCGAGUAUGGCGUCAAGGAUCCCCAUACCGGUGAUCACAAGAGCCAGUGGGAAGUACGCGAUGGUGAUGUCGUCAAGGGAGCAUACACCCUGCACGAGGCCGAUGGAACCGAGCGUGUGGUCGAGUACAAGUCGGACGGUCACAACGGAUUCGAGGCUGACGUGAAGAAGGUCGGACAUGCCCAUCACCCACAUUCGGGUGCAAGCUACGUCAAUGUCGACAAGCACUACUGA